Molecule: messenger RNA, 559 nt
Organism: Clupea harengus (Atlantic herring)
Lineage: Eukaryota; Metazoa; Chordata; Actinopteri; Clupeiformes; Clupeidae
Product: gamma-crystallin M3-like
Biological process (GO): visual perception; lens development in camera-type eye
Molecular function (GO): structural constituent of eye lens
Source: RefSeq, a predicted model, not a curated record
AUGGGGAAAAUCGUCUUCUACGAGGACAAGAACUUCCAGGGGCGCUCUUAUGAGUGCAUGGGAGACUGUUCUGACAUGUCCUCCCACCUCAGCCGCUGCCAAUCCUGCAGGGUGGAGAGCGGCUGCUUCAUGGUCUACGACCGUCCAAACUUCAUGGGUAACCAGUACUUCAUGAGGAGGGGAGAGUAUUCCGACCAGAUGCGUAUGAUGGGCAUGGGCGAUUCCAUCAGAUCCUGCCGCAACAUCCCCAUGCACAAAGGAAAUUUCAAAAUGAGGAUCUACGAGAAGGAGAACUUUGGUGGUCAGAUGAACGAGGUGAUGGAUGACUGUGACUCCAUCGUGGAUCGCUACCGUAUGUCUGACUGCAUGUCCUGCAAUGUCAUGGAUGGCCACUGGCUCAUGUAUGAGCAGCCCCACUACAGAGGCAAAAUGAUGUACAUGAAGCCUGGAGAGUACAAAAGCUUCAGGGACCAGGGAAUGAAAUGCAUGAGCAUGAGGCGCAUCAUGAAUUCUCUCUAUAAUUAAAUGGACACUUUAGAUGUUAGAAAGCACUUAUUAA